AUGGAGCUGCAGGCAUUGCUAGUGUUAUGCGGUGUCGGUGUGGCCGGUGUAGCUGUUGUCCUUCUUAUGGGACUUUUCUCCGCAUCUGGAACUAGUUACGAGGAAGCCAUAGCCCAGCAACGUCGUGCCACCAAUGAGCUAUUAGCGCUGGCCGACAACAAGAACAAAUCAAAAAAGACUAAUAAGAAAGCUAACAAAAAGUUGGCCAAGAAAGAAAAGAAAGAGGCAGCGGCUACCGGCAGUGAGGUUGAAGAGGCGACUGUUGAAAGUUGUGCCGAAGAUGACUCGGCAGUUCCUAAACCGCAUGUCGAAUUCAGUCCCGAUGUUGUUGUCGAGCAUCCAGCAGAAACUCCAAACAUCAAAAUUCGCAAACGCGGCAAGGAUCCUAAAGUUAAACCGAUAUUGGUUAACAAAGAGGAUCCAAGCUGUGUUAGCGAUCCCAGCGCCGCUACCACGCCGGUGGCAGAGGUGGCAAACCAUUUUGAGGAAAUGCACCCCAAGGACGAAAUUGAAUUAUUACAAUCUACGUUAGAAAAAGUGGCUGAGAAAAAAGAGGAAGUUGUUGAAAAGAAGGAAUCCAAGACAAAACAGGCGAAGGGAAAAGUAACAAAGAAUGAGCCUGUUAAAGAAGAACCAGCCAAUGAACAGAAGAAUAAUACAGAAGCACCUCAGGAACAAAAGAAAGCUAAGAAGGUUGAGAAGAUUCCGGAAGUGAUUGAGGAAGUGGUACCACCACUGAAUCCUCCUCAGCCAAGUGAGCUUACCACCGAGAAACUUUUGAAGCAGGUCCAAGUCACCACUCACACCACCACCUCACCGCCUAAGAACAAGAAGAAGAAACCAGAACAGAAUGUACUGGCUAUGAUUGCUGGCGAGGGAGGCGGCGUGGCUGUCAGUGAAUUGGUUCGUGUCGUGAGAGAGGCGGCCCUAUCUAGGACUGAAAUACAGAUUCUUACCGACGCUCUGCUGAAUAAACACCAUGAUCCAUUGCCGCAGCAUUCCGAGUGGACCGAGGGACCCAAUGACCCCAUGCAAAAGCUGAAGAAACAGUUGGCGGAUAAGGAAAAGGCAUUGGCUUAUGAGAUUGAAGCGUCCCAAGCAUUACACGCCAAGCUGAAAGAAUUACGGGCCAGUCUUAACGCGGAGCGAGCGCGUGGCGCUGCUGCCGGGCGGGCGGCGGAGGCUGCGGCGACCACAGCGAGGUCGGAGCUCCACACACUACAGGGAAGAUUACAAAUGGUCCUUGAAGAUAAUCAGAAACUCACACAAGAGAAACUCGUGCUUCAAACUAAACUGAAUGAAGAAAAUGAAGCACAACGCUUGCAAAUGGAUAUGCACAUACAAAGAUUGACUAAGUCGCAGUCAGACUUGGUCGGUCAGUUGGAGGUAUUACAGGCUCAUGCCACAGAGCUCGAGCAACAGUUGCAGGAGUCUCAACUCGCCUGCGGUAAGUUGGAGGCCCAACGGCAGGCGGCUGUUCACGAACUUCGUCUAUCAGAACAAGAGUGUAGAGAACUUAUCAUGAAACAUCUCAAUACAGAAGAAUACAGGAAACAUAUCGUGCACUUGGAAAAGUUGCAAGGAGAAUCCGAGAAAGAAAAACAAGAGAUGACAAAGGAGAUUUCAUCGCUUAAGGAACAGUUAUCGGAGCUUGAAAGCGAAUUGGCUGAACUUAAACAAUUGAAAGCUUCACCCGCUCAAAAUGGUCUGCCGAAUAGUAUUACGGACGAACAGAAGGCAGCUGAAUUGGCUAAGGUUGAAAGUGUGGUUGAAUCACUAAGAAACGAGCUAGCAUCAGCGCAGAAGAGUAGCGCUGAACAGAAGCAACAACUGGCGACGCUACAGGAACAACUAGACGCUUACAAGGAUAAGAAUAAUGAGUUGCGAAUUAAAAACUGGAAAGUAAUGGAGGCGUUACAAAACGCGGAAAAAUCGAUCAAGACAGAGAACAAGAGACAGGAAAUAGACGAAGCUAUAGAAAAGGCUCAGGAGAUGCAUUUUAACGAAGUGGCCAAUGUAUUGAGAAAAGUCUACCCCGUUGGAGCGCCGAACGGAAACCCCAGUAAGGAAUGGCUCCAGACCUUCGCUGAGAACCUCAAGAAGGAUUUAGAAGAGAAGGAAUCACAGAAGAAACAGAUGAAUGAAAUGUCCACAAAAUUAACACAGAAGGAUAAUGAAAGGAAACAGUUGGAAAUGGAAUUACAGAAGAAAUUACAAGAAAAAGAACUAGUUGUGAAACAAAUCGAGGAGAACAUGAGACAGCAGAUACAGAAGAAAGAGAAAGAAUUACAGAUUAAAUUACAAGAGAAAGAGAAUGAAAUGCAGAAGAGAGUUGUGACAGAAGUGAGGACGGAACGAGUAGAAGUUAGAGAUGAUUCACGUAUCAAAGAAUUGGAGACACAGAACGAACAGUUACAGGCCCUCGUAGACAAGUACAAGAGGAUAAUAGAUGAUACGGAAGGUGUUCUGGGUAGACUUCAAGCGGACGUUUCUCGUGAGGAACAACGCUGGCAGCAACAGCUCGCGGAGAAGCAGCGGCAACUCGACCAGCUGAGGUCUACCACCAUCAUGCAGAUGCAGUCCAAAAUAGAUGCGCUUGAAGCCGAGUUACAGAAAUUACAAACGAAGAACCACAGUAACUUUGCAGAUGCUGAAAGGAUUACAGAGGUGACUUGA
This is a messenger RNA of Danaus chrysippus (African queen), 2676 nucleotides long. NCBI's taxonomy places the organism in Eukaryota, Metazoa, Arthropoda, Insecta, Lepidoptera, Nymphalidae. The record is from the annotation of a GenBank genome assembly.